CUGCUGCUGCCGGGUCCCGUGUUGUAUAAUGUCUGCAGUGCCAUUGUUUAUGUUACUCUGAUUUGGAUUUACGACAGUGGAGAUUUGAAAAAAGAAAGAAAAAACAAAAUGGGGGUUCGAGAAAGAUUGAACCAUUAAGGGAAAAUUAGUCAAGUCUUUGGCCUUGGAAAAUACUUUUAAUGAGUGCUCUUGGAGGAGGGAUAAAUAUGGACCUGCGGCCGUAUGUUAUUGUGUUGGUUUUAACUCAUUAUGUGCCUUUUAUUCGAGGACAAGGCAUUGCAGCGUUGGGCGGUGACGGAGGAAGCGAUGGAGGCGUUGCAGCAGUGGGCGAAGGUGUCGACGGAAGCGCAGGAGGCUGCCAGGAUCUCCAUCCCUCUUGCAGGGGGUGGGGGGAGAGGGGGGAAUGCGAGAUCAAUCCGGCAUACAUGCUUGCCAACUGCCCCGUCACGUGCGACUCCUGUAUGCCUCAAAGCGCAGAAGAGUGCGUGAAUCGUGCGGAUUCCUCCUCCUGCGACCUGGAGGCCGUCCUUGGCCGCUGCAAGACCAACCCUUCCUACGCCCUUCGCUUCUGUGCCGGAUCCUGCAGGGACUUCAUUGACGUGUGCGCGCGCGCGGACACUCGAGAUUGUACUGGACCUCAGUCGAUUACUCAGCCAGACUUUGAGUGCGGCGCAGUCCCGUCUCCAGCGCGCAUGGGUGUCCCGCCGCCAGCAGAAGAGGGGCCUCCUGACGGAGGCCGUGCGCGUCCUGCGAGGUGGGAUGUUCGCUUCGAGGUCGUCCGGUCCGCGAGGAGGCUCAGCGUGGACAAAUGGCGGCAGAAGAAGAGGCGCCUCCAAGGGCCAAGGCAGAGCGAGGGCUGCGUCGAGGUCUUGGAAGAAUGUGGUGUCAGUACAUCUUCCACCCCUUCCACCACCACCGCUUCCACCACCCCUUCCACCACCCCUUCCACCACCCCUUCCACCACCACCUCCUCUUCCACCACCCCUUCCACCACCACCUCCUCUUCCACCACCCCUUCCACCACCACCUCCUCUUCCACCACCACCCCUUCCACCACCACCACCCCUUCCACCACCACCGCUUCCACCACCUCUUCCUCUUCCACCCCUUCCACCACCACCUCUUCCACCACCACCCCUUCCACCACCACCCCUUCCACCACCACCUCUUCCACCACCACCCCUUCCACCACCCCCUUCCCAACAAUUCCAACGACCUUAAUUACGGAAGUAGCAACAGCAUUAGCGAAAAGGAAAAAGAAAAAAAAGAAAAAAAAGAAAGAAAACAGGAGAGGGAGGGAAGGACGGCAAGAUGGCGGCGAUUGCAUCAUCAUUGUGCCCAACCCGGACUGCAGCCUCACGACCACUAUGUCCACGACCACCGCCACGACGACCACCGCCACGACGACCACCAGUGAAGCCGCAACUGUGCCUCCAGGAAUCGUCCAGGGAACCGCCGGCGCACUGAUCGCCGCCUUCGCGUCAGUGCCCGUCGUUGCUGCAAUCGUUGGGGUCAGCUCUAGCGCCGCGGCAGCGGCAGCAGCGGCCGCUGCGGGAGCUGGAGGUGCAGGAGCAGGAGGAAGUGCGGCAGGAGGCCAGGGAGGCCAGGGAGGCCAAAGCGGCCAGGCUCCGUCGUCGCAGCAGUCCAUUCAACAGCCUCCUACACAAAUGCAGCCUCCUCCACCACCACCACCGCCGCCGCCGCCACCGCCGCCGCCACCACCGCCGCCGCCACCGCCGCCGCCACCGCCGCCGCCACCGCACCGCCACCGCCGCCGCCGCCACCGCCGCCGCCGCCGCCGCCGCCGCCACCGCCGCCGCCGCCGCCACCGCCGCCGCCGCCGCCACUUGCGGUUCCUCCUCUACCUGUGGUUCCGCCAUCCUUCAACAGAGCUGCAGCGAAAUCACUGGUGCCAAACUGUGACUCCAGCGGAUACAUACAAGUUGCAACCGAACUGCAGGCCCUUGUUGCAGGUCACACAGGGAGACCCUUGGACCCCGUGUCGUUUGGGCUCGUGGAGACGAUCUUCUUCUGUAAGUUUGGAUCAGGGCAGAAUCCUCCUCCCUCCGCCUUCACUAUCUUCGCAGGGGGAGGGCCUGCCGACCUCCCCCUCCCUAGUACUUAUCCAGGUCUUAGUUAUCCGGGCUUAUUUCUCCACGACAACACGACAGUCGACUCAACUGCCCCCUCAGUGCCCGAAGCAACACCACCUUCUCUCGGCGCCGGAGUCGGGCCGGCAACUGGCGAACCUCCCGAAGAAACCACGGAGGGAAUGAUGCCUCCUGUAGAUGUAACGGAUGUCCCUGAAGUGAUAACUUUGGGCGAUGAUGAAGAGGACGAGGAAACGGAAGAGGAACUCGAUUACGUUACCGACGACAACGAAGGCCCGAUACUUGUGACGGAGGGAAACGAUCGCAACAGG
Messenger RNA from Penaeus indicus, 2422 nucleotides. RefSeq lists its product as uncharacterized. The record is from RefSeq and is a predicted model, not a curated record. The coding region runs from base 180 to 2276 and encodes 698 amino acids. The transcript has 7 exons. NCBI's taxonomy places the organism in Eukaryota, Metazoa, Arthropoda, Malacostraca, Decapoda, Penaeidae.